Molecule: messenger RNA, 306 nt
Organism: Tetrahymena thermophila SB210
Lineage: Eukaryota; Ciliophora; Oligohymenophorea; Hymenostomatida; Tetrahymenidae
Product: transmembrane protein, putative
Exons: 1
Source: RefSeq, a predicted model, not a curated record
AUGAAACCUUAAAUCGCCAUUCUCGCUACCAUCCUUUUAUUGUUAAGUGGUUCUGCUCUUUACCUUUAUCAAAGAGAAUAAGCUAGAGAAUAAAACUAAUUAGAAAACUACGCUAUCGCUUGUGGUAAAUGUGGAUGGAACGCUUUCAAGAUCUUCACUGCUUGCCCUGCUGCUGCUGCUGAAGACGGCUUGAAUCCUUGGGUUGAUUAUAAGUGUGUAUCAAGUGUCAUGAAGAGUGGUCCUAACUGCAAGUCUUGUAUUUGUGAAUUAGCUUCAGCUUUCCACAAAAGAGUUAAAGGUUGUUGA